UUAGUGUAUAAAAAAAUAAAUAAUUCAUAAAAACGACUAAGAGUAAUAACAAAAAUAAUUAAUAAUGAAAAAUCAAAAGCGGCGUAGCCCGAUGAGUGCACUAAUUAAAAUUUCAAUAAUAUUACUAUGGAUAUUUUUAAUAUUUUCGGUGUUUUCUUUAACCAACGCUUAUAGCAAUAUAAAAAGUGAUUACAAUGGAGCAAACAGCUCAAAAUUAAUUCGAAUUGACGGUGAUAUUAUUUUUGGCGGGAUUUUUCCAAUGCACGAACAGAUUGUGGGAUUGAGUGGUGAAUUACCGUGCGGAGCAGUGAAAGAGGAGAAAGGCGUCCAGCGUUUAGAGGCAAUGCUUUUUGCGAUCGAUGAGAUCAAUAGAAAUGAUGAGUUGUUACCAAAUACCACCCUUGGAGCACUUAUUCUCGAUUCAUGUAGUAGUGAUACAUAUGCUUUAGAUCAAAGUAUGGAAUUUGUGCGGUCAUACAUGAAUCAGGAUAUGACCGAGUAUAAAUGCGAAGAUGGUAAGGCACCGCUUUAUGUGCCUCAUAAAUCUGUCACUGGAGUUAUCGGAGCAUCAUUCAGUGUCGUUUCAAUAAUGGUUGCUAACAUAUUGAGGCUCUUCAAGAUCCCACAAUUGAGCUACGCAUCGACGAGCACAGAGCUCUCGGACAAAAGUCGUUUUGAAUACUUCAGCAGAGUUGUACCACCGGAUAAUUUUCAAGCGCAGGCGAUGGUUGAAGUGGUACAUCAGCUCGGAUGGAAGUACGUCUCAACGGUCGCUGUUGAAGGGGAUUACGGUGAAAAAGGAAUAGCCCGCUUCAUUGGUCUCGCUUCAGAAUAUAACAUAUGUGUUGCAAUAAGUGAAAAAAUUCUUCGUAAUUCACGUGCUGAAGACUUUGAUCGUAUUAUUGAGCGACUUGGAUCUAAGCAUAAUGCCAGAGGCGUCAUUUUAUUUGUCGAUGAAGAUAACAUCAGAAAACUUUUGCAAGCAACUGUUCGUGCCAAUAGAACAGGGCACUUUAUGUGGGUCGGAAGUGACUCGUGGGGCGCAAAAGUUCAUCCGGUGCGAGAUCAAGAGUUUGCUGCUCAAGGCGCGAUUACGAUCUUGCCAUUUGGAAAUUCUCUAAAAGAUUUCGAUGAGUACUAUAAAAAUUUAAGACCUCGAGUCGGCAAUGAGUGCAACGGACAGACGGAAAAAAAUGUUCCUUAUCCAUUAGGAAGUAAGACAGGAAAAAUGGUUAACUGUCGUAAUGUAUGGUUCCGUGAGUUCUGGUCUCAACACCACAAGUGCCAUUUUAUCGAGCAAAAUUCUAGCUCUUCAGCAGCUAAAACUGGGGUGAAACGCUGCACAGGUGAUGAGGAGCUUGUUGAUUAUGAUCAAGAAGGCCUUGUUCCAUUUGUAGUUGACGCUGUGUAUGCGAUGGCACACGCAGUACACAACAUUAUUAACGACGAGUGUGUUAAAACUCGUGGAACAGUGCACCAUCUGUGCGACAGUCUGACGCCAGCACCACCAGGACAACAUCUUCUUCACUAUAUUCGCAAUGUAAGCUUCACGGGUCGUCAAGGUACGGAAAUAAGAUUCAACAAUGACGGCGACGCUUUUGGCUUUUAUAAUAUUUAUCAGUAUCAACAUACUGAUGAAAAUCGUUAUGACUACGUCCUCAUUGGUUCCUGGAAAGAAGUACUAAAUCUGGAUAUAAACAUGACCCGGUGGCAUGGUGGAUCUGGUGAAGCUAAUAUCCCACAGAGCGCUUGUAGCAGUGAUUGUCCGGUUGGAUAUGUCAGAAAUUUUCAGGAUAUGUGUUGCUGGAGUUGCAUGCAGUGUCCAGACAAUGCCUAUGUCUUUAAUGACUCAUGUCGAAACUGUGAGCCCGGAUGGGCACCUGACAAUAUCUCAAAGUCACGAUGUAUCAAAAUACCUGCCGAAAUAAUAACAUGGGCAAGUCCAUGGGCUAUAGUACCUUUGAGUUUUGCAAGUAUCGGCAUAUUAAUUACACUCUUUACGAUAAUUAUAUUUGUACGAUUCAAUCAUACCCCAGUAAUUAUGGCCUCGGGACGUGAACUGUGCUACGUUCUUCUAGUUGGAAUCCUCUUGUGUUAUGGAAUGAGUUUCGUUAUUUUAGGCGAACCAACACGCUGGAAUUGUACAUAUCUACGUAUCGGUUUAGGUCUCUGUUUAAGUAUCUGCUACAGCGCUAUUUUAACAAAAACAAAUCGGAUAUCAAGAAUUUUUACUCAAGGAAAAAAAUGUCUAAAACGGCCUUCUUACACUUCACCUAAGAGUCAAAUAGCUAUUUCAUUGGGUAUCACAUCAAUCCAAUUAAUUGGUACAAUUGUCUGGUUGAUAAUCGAACCACCCGACAUAAAAGAAAUUCAUCCAAAUCCAUUAACAGCAGUUCUCACUUGUCGUGUAUCAACAUUCUCACUCAUGAUGUCUUUAGUUUAUAACAUGGUUCUAAUCUUAAUGUGCACACUUUACGCCUUCAAGACACGUAAAAUACCAGCGAACUUUAAUGAAGCUAAAUAUAUUGGAUUUACGAUGUAUUCCACGUGCAUCGUUUGGCUGGCCUUUGUUCCCAUAUACUUUAGCACUUAUAACGAUUACACGAUUCAAAUUGCCAGCAUGUGUAUGUGCAUCAAUAUAUCGGCGACUGUCGUGCUUGGUUGUCUUUUUAUACCAAAAGUUUACUUGGUGCUAUUUCAACCAAAUAAAAAUGUACGGUCUGGUCACACGAAUACUGUGAGUGCUGGUGGUCCUGGCAGCGCCGGAGCUCCUUCAGGUGGUAAUGCUCAAAACAGUUCGUCAACACACUCUGGAUUGCGCUCGACAUACAGUAUGAGAUUUGUACCAUCUAGAAGCCAGACGAUACAAAGUGUUACUUCAUGUUCACGCAGUAGUCCCGUUACUGGUGACAAUGAUGAUACUAGUAGUAUCAACAAACCUAUUACCACAGUAUCAGCAUCUACUGAAGCAGUAAUAGCAGUCAAUGGCGGUGACGCUCAAAUUAGUCCUCUAAGUGACUAACUUUUUUUAGCUGAAUUACUUUUUUAUUUUUAUUAGGUAGAUUAGCAAUUCGCGUUACUAAUGCAGAGCCAAAAGGGCGUAUAAAAAAAAAUUUUUUCCUCCAACCAACCUAAAAAUGUUUAUAACAUUCAGAUCUACAAGAAA
Molecule: messenger RNA, 3166 nt
Organism: Cotesia glomerata
Lineage: Eukaryota; Metazoa; Arthropoda; Insecta; Hymenoptera; Braconidae
Product: metabotropic glutamate receptor 7-like
Exons: 14
Coding region: 65-3022 (985 amino acids)
Biological process (GO): regulation of synaptic transmission, glutamatergic; G protein-coupled glutamate receptor signaling pathway
Cellular component (GO): membrane
Molecular function (GO): adenylate cyclase inhibiting G protein-coupled glutamate receptor activity
Source: RefSeq, a predicted model, not a curated record